AUUUCAUAUCGCAUAUAGUGAAUUUUGUCCAUGAUGGACCCUUUUGAUGAUUUUCAGGUAACAAAGUUACCGAAAGCAUCGGUCCCUAGGACUCCUUCUACAGCGUCUACGUCAACAUUCCGUAAAAGGAGUUAUCAGGAUACCGAUUCAGCUGAUGAUACCGAUUUAUUAAGGGAGAAUGGAGACCAUAUUGGUGCCCGUUCUCCGGAGGCUGAUCGCAAAUAUUACCGCAAUUCAUCUCGUGUAGACCCUUAUGACCGCAUUAUAGAUCACAUGUGGUAUGAUCGUGAUGAUGAGAGUUUUUUAAUGCAGAACAACUAUGAUGAGGGUAAUCAGGUAUAUUACGCUGAGCAGGAAGCCAAGCGACAGGCCCAGCUGCCUGGUACCAUAAAGCAGCUGGGCACUGCCAAUCAGAGGUCUAAGGGCUCUUUAUCAUUUCAGAAGCACAUUGAUAAUUCUUUAUGGGAAUUAUCUCGUAUUAGUCAGGGUGGUGCUGGAUCACGUCUGAGUACCCUGGAGUACCAGGGUCUCACUGAGAGCAAUAUGCACAAGGAGGAAGCCAAAAAGAUAGUUCUUGUGCGUUCCGUGAUACCGCCAUUUAUAUACGAUGGCUUAUCCAAGGAAACUCGUGAUGAGCUUGAUUCUAGUUUUGCUGCUGGUGACAAUACCUUCAAUCACAUAUACAACAAGUUUUUGAACCAGAAGAUUUCCGUGGUCAAGGAUAGCACUUCUGAUAUAGCUCAGAUGGCUAAGAAGGGCAGUGCCAUUCUUCGUAAGCUUAAGGAGGAAUCUGAGCGUAAUGCCAGUCGCGUUCGUUUCUGGGAUUUGGAGGGUUCCAAGCUUGGUUCGUUGUUACUCUUGGGUGACGACAGUAAAGACAAGAGUCACGACCAGCCGGACAACAGUGCCAACGAUAGCAAAUACUCCCAAUUUAUGGAUACCGACAUUCCAGAGUCUGAACUGUGCGAACGGCUGAGUGAAUCCAAAAAAAAGCUUCGUGAGACUCGUGAGCAGUUACCUGUAUUCAAGUGUCGUGAUGAGUUGCUUUCAUACAUUGGUCAAUUCCAGGUAAUGGUUGUUGUUGGUGAAACUGGUUCUGGUAAGACAACACAGCUAGCUCAAUUCCUAUAUGAAUCAGGUUACUAUAAGCGCGGUGUUAUAGGUUGCACCCAGCCUCGUAGGGUUGCUGCGGUAUCAGUUUGCCAGCGUGUUGCUGCGGAAAUGGGCUCUAGGGUGGGUGACCUAGUUGGUUAUUCCAUUCGUUUUGAGGAUCUAACCAGCAGGAACACCGCUGUUAAGUUCAUGACUGACGGUAUAUUACUGAGGGAGACUUUAAUGGACCCUGAUCUUGAUCGUUACAGCUGUAUUAUCAUGGACGAAGCGCAUGAGCGGAGUUUGAACACUGAUGUAUUAUUUGGCAUUCUAAAAUCUGUUGUUGCACGUCGCAGGGAUAUUCGUGUUAUUGUCACAUCGGCUACUAUGGAUGCGGAUAAGUUUGCAAGGUUUUUCGGCAACUGUCCAAUUUACAAAAUCCCUGGGCGUACAUUUCCCGUGAGGAUAGAGUAUAUGCGUUCUAUGGGCAAUGACUAUGUUGAGUCUGCUGUUGACAAAUGUGUAUCUUUGCAUAUAUCAGAGGGUCCUGGUGAUGUCUUAAUCUUCAUGACGGGUCAGGAUGACAUUAACGCUACUUGUGAAUUAUUAGACCUUAAACUCUAUAAGGUCAUGCAAUCUACUACUCGUGCUGAUUUACAGCCAUUUUGUGUAUUGCCUAUAUACAGUCAGUUACCAAGUGAAUUGCAGCAACGUGUUUUCAAGAAGUACCCAUAUCGCAAGGUUAUCGUUUCCACCAACAUUGCCGAGACAUCUUUGACUUUGGAUGGCAUUAAAUUCGUGAUUGACAGUGGUUUUUGUAAGUUGAAGGUUUACAACCCUAAAGUCGGUAUGGACAGUCUUCAGAUAACUCCUGUUAGUCAGGCUGGUGCCAAUCAAAGAUCCGGUAGGGCAGGGCGCACGGCACCUGGUAUAUGUUAUAGGCUUUACACUGAGCGCACGUACUUGAAUGAUCUAUUUGAGAACAAUGUCCCUGAGAUUAUGCGUACUAACCUUUGCAACGUGGUCUUGCUUCUUAAAUCCCUAAAAGUCAAGCGCCUUACAGAAUUUGAUUUCAUUGACCCACCGCAUGCUGAGAACAUCUUGAGUGCCAUGCUUCAGUUAUGGAUUUUGGGUGGCAUUGAUGAGUUUGGUGAGUUGACUGACAUUGGUCGUAAGCUCGUUCACUAUCCUUUGGAGCCUCCUUUGAGUAAGAUGAUGAUCGCUGGCGAGAGUGAGCGUUGCAUGUCAGAGAUACUAACGGUGGUCUCCGUAAUGUCAGCUCCCAAUGUAUUUGUUGUUGAGAAUGAGACCGACGCGCAACGUGAGAGCGCUGAUAAUGCAACCCGGGAGAAGUUCAUGGUCCCAGAAAGUGACCACUUGACUCUAUUGAAUGUCUACAAGCAAUGGUGUGCCAAUGGUCGUAGCGACUCGUGGUGUUUACAGUAUCGCCUUCAGCCAAAAUCAUUGCGUCGUGCUGCUGAGGUCCGCCAGCAACUCCUUGACAUUGUGACCAAGCAAGGUAUUGAGGAGACCUCUUGCGGCACUAAUUGGGACCAGGUGCGCCGUGCAAUAUGCUCUGGGUACUUCCACAAUGCCUCUAAGUUAAAGGGUCUUGGUGAGUACUCUAACUUGAGGAGCUUUGCUCCGUGUUUUUUGCAUCCCACUUCAGCACUUUAUGGUAUGGGUUACACUCCUGAUUACGUGGUCUACCAUGAGGUCGUGAUAACUUCUAAGGAAUACAUGCGCCACGUAACUGCGGUUGACGCUGAGUGGCUGUAUGAAUUGGGGCCUAACUUUUUUUAUUUGAAGAACAUAGAUGCCGGGGGCAGUGCUCAGCGUACCAAGGACAAGCUUGAGAACGAGCGUUUACGUCAAGAGAUGCGUUAUAAAAGGAAUUACCAGGAAACCUUGGAACGUUCCCAGUUACCAGGGGCUAGUAAAUCCGUAGGUGCGGUCACUUUCGGUGCCAGAAGGUCAAAUAAGCGUUGAAGUGUGACUGUUUAAGCUA
Molecule: messenger RNA, 3100 nt
Organism: Babesia bovis T2Bo
Lineage: Eukaryota; Apicomplexa; Aconoidasida; Piroplasmida; Babesiidae
Product: DEAH box RNA helicase family protein
Exons: 1
Coding region: 31-3081 (1016 amino acids)
Biological process (GO): mRNA splicing, via spliceosome
Cellular component (GO): intracellular anatomical structure; spliceosomal complex
Molecular function (GO): RNA binding; ATP binding
Source: RefSeq, a predicted model, not a curated record